GUGCAGUAUUUAUCUACCUUAGCCAAAUUGCACGACAUAUCUCGUUAAAAACGAUUUUUCUAGGAUAACUACAGUGUAUCUAGCCCAAUCUGAGGAGGAAUUAUGCUUUCAAGAGGUUGUUCUUCAGUUGUGUCUCUUCUCCGAGCAUCGGAAUCUAGAGUUUUCACGGCGCCAACGAGUGGUCUUCACACGAUGAAUGGCAGAGCUCUUCGUCCGGUUUCGUUUGUUUUCAGCCGUGGUAUGAGUAACCAAGAAGCAAGUUCUGCCACAGACGGAGGUUUACCAACAUUGCAUCGUGUGUCAGCUUUGGACAGAUUUACCUUGAUUGCAACAAGAACCAUGGCACCACCGAUACCAGCUGAUGUACAUACAGCCACCAUGGAGAGGGCAAACAGUCGCCGUCGCAUUGGAGUUAACGGAAUCAUGAUUCUGUUCACACUUGGUGCGUGCCUUUGGAUCAUAAAAACAUCCCAGAAGGGACGAGAUGAGAACACUUUGGAAUCACUUCAUGAAAGAAAUGUAAAAAGAUAUGAGAAGCUCAGAGAGGAAGAUGCAGCUGCUGCUGCGCGGGCUAACAGUGAAAAGAAGUGAAGUUGAACACUGACUUUUUAAAACCCUUUUCCUCCUGAUGAUCACGGAGAGAAUGCUGAAGUUUAACUUUCGAGUUAAUGGUUAAAAUCCUAAAGUGUGAGUGACUAUGCGUGCCAAAUGAUAACUUCUAGACUGUAAUAUGCAGUACAUACAUUCUCCCAAAUUAUUCCCAAAUGGAAGUGAUUUUAGUCAUAUUUGUACCUGGAUACAACUUCAACAUUGGUAAAGGGUUAAAUUGUGUGCAGGAGGUGAGAAGUUUCAGCAAGAGUUUAACUCAGUACUAAGGGUUAAGGGUUAAGGGGGCCCGACAGUUUGCAGGAUGGAAGGUUUUGUCAACAGGUUCAAAGCUGACCUGUUACCUCUACAUGGCCUGUCUUGCUGGCUGUUCAGAUAUUGAAUAGGAUGUGUACCUAAGUUCUUACUUACCUUAAAAGUAAAGUAUUUUUAUUUUAAAAAUUAUCUCCGAUGACACUUGCAUGAACAAGGCACCUUAGAACUGACACUAUAAAACUGGACAUAGAUAACAGAAAGGCAGUAGUUAACUGAGAAAAUUACUUCAUUGGGGUUGGCUGAGAGCAGGCUGAUGAAUCAUCAAUUUUUAAUAUGCACUGCAGUGCAAAUUGACAUGCUUGUAUUCAUAAUUUUCUCAGCCAUGUAAUAAAUGAGUAAUCAUAUGAAAGCUUGAGAAAUUAAGGAUUUACUCUUCUCGUGACUCUUAAAAAUUCUUUCAAAUUACACUUGUGCAAUUUUGAGAGAAUUUUCAAGCUGUUUGUAUAAUUUUAAUAGGUGAAAGGGGCACUGAUAUUUUGCUGCAUUUUUGGUCAAAACAGUGCUUUAAAGUGUGAAUACCAGCAGUUACCUUAGCUCAUACAAAAAGGCUCUUAGGAUGACACUACGAUGAAGAUUUUAAGUAAAUCCAAGAACAAUUUGUAUUGAGCUUUUAGUGACUUUUUCAAGACAAGAUCAGUCAGAUUUUGAAGAAGUCUGCUAGACUUUUUCAAUUUCACAUCACAACCUUGUGUUGCAUAACUCACUAUAAGACCCCAUUUCGGUAACUUUAUUUCACUUGACUGAUCAUGAAUUAUUUUAAGGUUUUCACCAAUGAAAAUAUGCCUUUUAGGUUUGGA
Orbicella faveolata is the source of this 1718-nucleotide messenger RNA. RefSeq lists its product as uncharacterized. The record is from RefSeq and is a predicted model, not a curated record. NCBI's taxonomy places the organism in Eukaryota, Metazoa, Cnidaria, Anthozoa, Scleractinia, Merulinidae.